Messenger RNA from Cyclocybe aegerita, 1566 nucleotides. The record is from the annotation of a GenBank genome assembly. NCBI's taxonomy places the organism in Eukaryota, Fungi, Basidiomycota, Agaricomycetes, Agaricales, Hemipholiotaceae.
AUGGCUUCUAUAGAUCGCAUUUGUGAAGGGAUAUCAAGGUCACUAAAACUGAUUUGCCUCCGUGAAGGACCCGGCGUACGCAUCGCACUUUACCUGCAGUCCCUGCUUUCCGUUAUCCUCGUACGAGUCUCACCAAAGGACGCUCCUGGUGCCUACUGGUCGAUGACCUCAACUGCCAUCUCUUUGAUCAUCGCAAGUGUCAUCACCUCAGCCCAGCGGAAGAUAUCCUUACUCGACGCGAUCGUGGUCGUGUACGUUCUUCUGCUGCCUGUGCUUACCUCCGCAUUUGGCCUCUCCGAGAUGCUGGAACCCUCACAGAGAAAGGGUGGCACCCAUCCGGUGCACUCGCCUCUUCUCGUCAUAGCGAAUUGGAUGCGCUCCGCCUUGACCUACGCCUUCGCGUUGUACGUGUGGAUCGCCGCGCCAACUCUUGGUUCUGGUCCUCCAGAGUGCAACGAGGCUACACGGCUUAUCUUCUUUGGGGAAAGCCUGCCAGCAUUGGCGAGCGGCGCUUUUUCCGACAUUGCGAGCCAGGCGUUGUUGCAACCGAAAGAGCGCCCGAAGAACGAAGUGCUCCAAGAGUGUGUCACCGUAGUUGAUUUUGCUACUGGAGACACAACAGACACGAGUCGUUUCAUGCAACCCCGACAGAUCUUUUAUGGAACCAUCAAAGGAAUGACUGAUCGCAUUCUCACCUGGUUACCUUCUGGGACCGAACGUUGGUACCGACUUUAUGGAAGGACGGCGCUUAUUGGUCUUCUGGCUUCGUGCGCUAUUAUUAUGACCGAGCUAGAACUUCUUUUGAACAAAUUGGAAGUGAACGUCAAUCGCGAGUGGGGGUUCGGACAAAUCCUCCUGCUUUUGACUCUCUCUCCCCUCCUUUCCCUGUACGAAUCAAUCCUCUCGCGGAACUCCACCGGACCUACUACCGAGACACGCCUUAUCCGAUUUUACAUUCGCCGAGCAAAGGGCCUUCAGCGCCCACGCACCGAAUUCGACGCGUACCUUCCAGACAUCAUGGAUCGCCUGCCCGAAGUCCUGCGGAAGGCGCAGACGCCAUCUCCGUUUGCCGUCGUCACGAUAGACGAGCGGGAAAUGUACACUUCACGAGUGGAGGAGAGCACGUGCGAUCCGGACUGGGACGAAAGCUUCGACGUUCGGGUUGGUGACUUGUCGACGAUUGUCGUCCGCGUUUUCGACCGCAAGUGCAUAGAUCAGGGCUUGCCAGAGUUCAUCGGUUUCGCCACACUACUGCCGUUUGCAUUGAUGCCUCCGCCAUCGAAAGGGGGCGAACAAGGGGUUCAAGAAGCUCAUGUCAAGGAUGUUCCACUUGUUCGGGAAGGAAAGACGGUGCCCGCCAUGGCGGUUAGUUUUUCGUUGUCGACAGAUACUCGCGUACCGCCUGGUCUACCAGCGGUACCACAAGAAGUCGAGUUGCAGGAGAUGCACAUCCGAAGAAGAGUAGCUACGGCCCAACUCGGCGACCGGAAAUGGGGACGUAAGAAGGAUACUAGGACGUAUGUUUAUAACGUUCCUGAUCAAAACGCUCUUGAUUUCAAAUUGUAG